AUACAAUCCGGAGCGGACGCUUGGACGGUCGGUCGUAGAGAAAUAGCCUUCAAUUUAAAAAUAGUGCGAUGAUAACUAGACUGAUCCUACUUAGUAAUAGUUUGUAUAGUGUUGUUUGUCUGUCUAGCUGAUUACGAAGCUGUGUUGAUUUGUUUUGAUGUAAGUAUUACGUAUAGCUUCGGUAGGGUAGAUAGUGUCUGAUCGGUCUAAUAGAACGAGACAGUUUGUCCAUACUUGCAGUUAUUGACUGAUCGCCAACCGGUGAAAAUCUUGACGACGACGACCUGCUAUGGAAAAAAUUACGAUUUUAGACGGUGGCUUUGCCACACAGCUUUCCGUCCACGUUGGGAAACAUAUUGACGGGGAUCCGCUUUGGAGUGCCCGGUUCAACGCUACGGACCCAAAUGCGGUAUUCAAGACAUAUUUGGAUUUUUUGGAAGCUGGGGCCGAGUGUAUUAUGACUAACACCUACCAGGCCAGUAUCGAAGGCUACAUGGAAUACUUGGAUCUCAGUGAAGAAGGUAGCUUGCAGUUGAUAAAAUCUACCGUGAAACUAGCGCAGAUGGCCAGAACUAAGUAUCUGGCGGAAAGCGAUGUACGCCGUAUUCCUCUGGUGGUGGCUUCGAUUGGACCCUACGGAGCUCAUUUGCAUGACGGUUCCGAGUAUACUGGUGAGUAUGCCGACUACGUUUCAGUUGACACGCUGAAAAAGUGGCACCGAAAUCGAAUUGACGCAUGUUUGGAAGCAGGAGUUGAUGUUUUGGGAAUUGAGACGAUCCCUUGUAAAAUGGAAGCCGAAGCCAUGUUGGAUUUGAUGUGCGAAGAAUACCCGCACGUCAAGUUCUGGAUUUCUUUCCAGUGCAAAGAUAGCGUUCGUACAGCACACGGGGAAAGCUUUGCCGAGGCAGCUGCCCACAUCUGGAACAAAGCCAAAAUCCUUCAGAAUGACAACCUAGUAGCCGUGGGAGUGAACUGCGUUCAUCCGCAGUUUGUUACACCACUGUUCAAAUCGAUCAACGAAAAGCGACCCCUGAAGGAACGGAUUCCCUUAAUUGUGUAUCCCAAUUCUGGCGAAGUUUACAGCGUUGAAACCGGCUGGCAAGGAAAAGAGGACUGCGUUCCAUUGGAGCACUAUGUGCCCCAGUGGAUCGAGCUUGGAGCACGUUUUAUUGGCGGCUGUUGUCGAACUUACGCGCGAGAUAUCAAACGAAUAAAACAAGCUGUGAGCUCUCCGCAGACCGGAGCUAUUCUGAAGCAGUUGUGAUGUGUAUAUGUUCUGCGGGUCAAUAAUACUCGUCUGUGACAGUGUUAUACAUUUUUACUGUAAUUCAAAUAACAAGAGUAACACGCUUCGAGUGAAGAUUGCUACUGGUUGGAACCGUCGGGACAUUAAUCUUACCUUAGCCUUUCCAAAAUUACAAGUGGAUUUGUUUUGCUUCUGUAAACGGUUCUGAAGUGCUUUAAAGACGAAAAGUGGAAGUUUGUAAUCAAUUUGUUCAUUCUAUUGUUAUAAAUAUUUUCAGCUUGUAUUUUGUGAGAGACUACAUAAUUUCAUAAUUUUAUACAUUUGUUUAAUAAAAGAGAUUUUCGAACGAGGAUUUUUAAAAUCUA
Molecule: messenger RNA, 1611 nt
Organism: Wyeomyia smithii (pitcher-plant mosquito)
Lineage: Eukaryota; Metazoa; Arthropoda; Insecta; Diptera; Culicidae
Exons: 4
Coding region: 290-1264 (324 amino acids)
Biological process (GO): S-methylmethionine cycle
Molecular function (GO): S-adenosylmethionine-homocysteine S-methyltransferase activity
Source: RefSeq, a predicted model, not a curated record